CUUUGCAUGCACUGCACACACACUGCUGACUGCCCUGAUGCGCACACCAUGAAGGUAGAACACACAUGUACAUUGUAUUCAUGUACAUGUACAUACACGGAUGUCCACCAAACAAACGGCAUGCAUGACAUACGGCAACAAACGGAAGCAGUUUUAGCCCGGUUUCAACCCUUGUGUGUAACAUGAAUUGAAUGAUGUGAAAUCCCCAUGUCUCCUUAUCAUGAUACAACGAGUACAAUGUCCACCAAAGGAUAACUAUUGGCGACCAGCAAUGUGUUAUUUACAGUUCGACAGCAGCUAGUUUGUAAUUAUAUGCAAGUAACCACGCAUCUUGGUUGAGCUGAUGACCUCAUUACAAUGUCACGUAUUCUAAGUUAACGGUGACUGCUUGACAACAGACGACAAUCUUUAUAUAUAACGGCGAGUGUACACACAUAUGAACUUAUUUUAUGGACCAGUAUUCAGUAAUGCAAUCAGCAAACACAGUACACCGAUGACCAAAACAUUCCCCGUAUUGCUAGCUGGAGGAGUACGGAACCACACACGGCAUUUAAAAACAUGGCUGUCUUUUUAUUGAUUUUACGGCAGUGAUAAGACUUACUCCAUUGUGUAUAAAACCCGUGUGUAUCGACACCGGGGAGGAGUGUUUGGUGCGUGGAUGGAGUGUAGUGAAUUACAGCAGACAACAUCAGCAGAGCAGCUGGCUAGUUAGCAGAGCUCCUCUAUCUGCACGUUAUGGAACUAUCCUUCACACGGCUGGUGAGGUCUGUCUUCGGACUGUGUGUUUUGUUAACCGUCGGCUUAUUUGCUGUCAAGUUCUACAAUCUUGACGUGCCAACUCGUAACAUCCAAAGCGGGACUUUGGAGUCAAGUAAAAAGGUCCCCGACAACAACUUGAUACAGAGAUUUCUACACAAUGUUUUGGAGCGGUCGUUCCACAAAGGGACGUCAACUCCCGUCACAAAGGAAAACAAAACUCUCACGAUUAUCAAAAGUUUUUCAAACAGUCAACCCGCCAACAGCACCUAUGGGGACAAAUUUUACAGGGAAAUUGAAAAUAGAACGAGAUUAAGGAAGCCGUUAUGGUCGCUUGAGGAGAAGGAGUACGUCCGAAGUAGUCAAUUUAUACAUUACAUGACUUGCCCCACAACAGUCAGGAAAAAAAUGAUGCUGGAUGAUUUCUCCAGCCGAAAGUUUAUUCCGGAGAUGCCCAUCCUUCUGUGGAAUGAACACUUCAGUAAAGCCGAGUACCAGCGACUCUCUACAUUCAAAGGCAUCAAUGGCUGGUCAGACAUCGACGCACAGGAUGUCUCCGACUCCUUGCAGUUACUGAGUGCCCCAAGCAACAGGUACUUGUUCGACGACCGCAUGGUCAACGGCGUCAUUCCUAAAAAGCCAGGGUGCACGAGGUGCGCUAUCAUCGGUAAUGGCGGCGUGAUGAACGGCUCCAACAAGGGAGAAGAAAUAGACGCACAUGACUAUGUAUUCAGGGUGAAUGUUGCCUUAACCAAAGGUUUUGAGAAAGAUGUUGGAUCCAAGACUUCAUUCUACUGCUUCACGAUGGUCACCCUCUCCAAUUCAUUACGGGGUGCUGGGCGGUAUGGAUUUAAAGCCCCACCCUAUCAAAAGGGAAUCAAAUAUGUUUUCUUCGCCGAUAAUGAGUGGACGUACAACUAUUUGAAUGCUGUUUUAAGAAACAAACCGCCUCCUCGUAGCAACGACAAGUACAACAGAGGUCCGCCCAACUUUGUGGAGCAAUUGAAGGCAGAAGAUGUUAAAGUUGUCCAUCCAGACUUCGAGAGAUAUCUUAAAUGGAGUUGGGUUAACUCCACAGCUCAACACAAGUCUGUCCAUAGACCUACAACAGGAGCAAUUAUGCUUCUUCUUGCUCUGCACACGUGUGAUGAGGUCAAUGUAUAUGGCUUUGGUGGUAGCUACACCACCUUCUCUGAACACUACUACGACAAGAGCUUCGUCCGCCAUGUUUUCUACGCCAAUCACGACAACAAUGCAGAGAACGCCUUGUGGAAACGUCUUAACGACCUGGGUAUAAUCAACAUGUACAUCAGGAACUGACGAAGGAAUUUCACAAGCUUGAUAUGGACAACUCAAAAAUGCCGGUGUGCCAAAAAACAACUGAUUGACUUAGAUCGGCUGCUAAAAUGCAGAGAUGUGUCACUUCUUUGGUGCUUGUUUUCAAUUUAGAUACAUUAUCCUAAGACUUAUUUCGGGCUGAAGUUCUGUUGUACCUGACAAGAGAGGCAACACGAGGUAAACAUCGAAGAAGGCACUUGCCUCUCUAACAAUGGAAACACCAUUAUCUACAGCAACAUCAAAGAUUCAAAAGAGGACUGUGGUACUAUGAGUUGGAUGUAAGAUAUAAACCAGUUGGAGAUUUGGGUUCUGAACAUAAGAACCAAGUUUGUGCGGCAUCUUUAACAAUUUGUUGAAAUUUCAAUUCAGUCGAACCGUUCAUCCUUCUCAAUUGUUUUUUCGUUUUGACGAAGAGAAGGCGAUGGAUGGCAAGACGAUUGCAUUAUGGUGUCCCAGGGUAUUCUGUGUUCCAUAGAUUCUGUCCCCCCCCCCCCCCCAUAUGGGAAAUUAACAUGGGCUGAAGGAGGAAGUUUCACAAGAGGGCGCUUUCAGAAGAAGUUUGUGCACAAUUCGCCAUAUGGAUGGACAGAAUCUCCUGUCACAGGAUGCAUGUAUGUGUGUGUGAAGUAAACCCCUCAAUUUCUAGCCCAUUAAAAUGAAAACCUGCACGUUCAAGUUCCCUACUACUUGAAGCUUCAUAUAUUUUACUUUUUGGUAAAAAGGAUUGGGAUAACUCUACACUACUGGCAUGUUCUUCUUCCAAAUAUACAUAUACAUGUAUGUAUAAAUCAUGUGUAUGUUUAUUUGUAUUAGACUAGCAGAAUGUAAUUUUCAACGAAACUCACAUCCGAAUGUUUUGCCUGUAGAUUUUGUCCACACACAGAACAACUCUGGAAAGUACUAAGUAUACAGUGCUGCAAAAAGUAAUAAUAAUAGUAAUAAUUCUUUAGGACUAGUUUAAAAUUCGUUCACAUUUCAUGGAAACAAAAAACAUUUUCAUUUAUGAAAGUACUAACUCGUCGAUUUAAUUGAACUGUGAUCGCACGUUGCCAAAGAAAAUGACUUGUUAACAAGUACCAGUACUACUUGUGUUAUUAUACAAGGUCAGAAAAAAAAAUUAGCUGUUGCAAACAACUUACCAACCAAAUUGACUGAUGGUUUAAAUGCAAAAAAUAGUUAGUGGCCUGAUGUUACAGGGUCAUUAGAAAGGUCACGAGCUGUGAUCAGAGUAGGUCACAGGGACAAAUAGUAUGUACUCUUAAACCCUUGUUAUCAGUACCGAAGUCAGAAACUUCUCCAUAAGCCUGAACGUUGUGCCUUUUCUUACUUCUACCAAAGACGUUCUAGUCGAAUAUUGUACAGUACUAUAUGUAUCGUGUGUAAAUAUUGUAUGAACAAACUAGUGUUGAAAAUUAUCCACAAUUUCUCGUUGCAUAUGUUUUACUUCGAUUUGUAAGUGAAAUUAAAUUUUGUUUGGGCUUGCAAGGAUGGUAAGGACGGCCAUGCUAGUCAAUAUUUCAAGGCAGGGUAUUACUAUUCCACAAGUUAAUAACAAACUUACUUGGUCAAGAGAACUGCAACUGUUGAUAAUGUAUACUAAUUUGAGAAACGAUUCACUGGAACGGAAUGGCACAUGUGGAUUGUAAGAGAGAGGAGAUUCAAAAAUCGAUCCAAUCUGAGAGAAGUUUCUGCAUAAAAGGUUUCUCAGAUUGUGUAUACGGAUUGUUCUUUUUGCGUGGACAUGACCGCUCAAGAUGUUUAGCAAUUAUUUCAAAACCGCAGGUUUAUUGUAUACAUCUAGAUGUAUGUAGGAUUUAAACAAUAGAAUAGUUACAAGAACGAAAGGUAAUCUUUGCCUUUAAGUUGAUAUGAGUUACCCAACAAAUUGGCAAACAAAAGUUUCUAUAUUAUAGUUUUGGUGAUUCUUCCUAUUUGGGACAUGACAUUAUUCUCUACCUAUAAUGGAAACCGGAGAUAACAAAAUGUCCUCAAACAAUUAUUUUUAAAGGACGGAUGUUCCGGAAAGACCGUUAGGUUUCCGUUUUUCGCAAAUGGUUAUUAUAAUUUUUGUUUCAUAUUUAUUUUGGACGAUUUUUUCUCGACAACUUCCGCUUAGGCUAUGAUUGCAUUUCUUUGGUUUUCAAUUCCUUAAAAUGAAAGCAAUUUUUCUCGAUUUUAUUAAAAAAAAGCUCUCUGAAGUUAAAAACUACAUUGUCAGACC
Asterias rubens (European starfish) is the source of this 4315-nucleotide messenger RNA. Its product is annotated as alpha-N-acetylgalactosaminide alpha-2,6-sialyltransferase 2-like. The transcript has 10 exons. Gene Ontology annotation, molecular function: sialyltransferase activity. Bases 736 to 2076 code for a protein of 446 amino acids. NCBI's taxonomy places the organism in Eukaryota, Metazoa, Echinodermata, Asteroidea, Forcipulatida, Asteriidae. The record is from RefSeq and is a predicted model, not a curated record.